AUGGCUAAAGCCGCUAAGGUAUCCCUUGACGAUAUUAAGUAUGCCGCCGAAGCAGGAUACGUCGAUAGCUUUAAAGGCAAGGACAAGGACCUAGCGAAGAAGAGAGCGCGGGAGGCUAUCAACAAAGAUAACGGCGACGAUACUGGCGAAGAUAACGAAUCUAUAGAACUGAGUAGCUCCGACGAGGAAGAUCGUGAUAGUGACGAAGAGGACGAAGAUAUAGAACUGAGUAGCUCCGACGAGGAAGACGAUACCGACGAUACAGAUGACUCCGAGGAUAGUGUUUACGUUACCACAAAGACGAAGAGAGUCUCGGUCACCCGAAGCAAGAAAACCCCAGCGGCAACAAAGCAGGCUCGUCCAGUCACCAAGAAGUCGUCUGCCAAAGAACGUAAGCGUCGUAGGGAUAAUACUGACGACGACACCAAUAGCGACAUCAACAAACGACGUAAGGCAACUGGCAACCACCGUAGCAGCAGGACCAAGGGCAGAGUCUUCAAGGCCGGCAAACUCUCCAAGAGCAAGUGA
Molecule: messenger RNA, 528 nt
Organism: Exophiala xenobiotica
Lineage: Eukaryota; Fungi; Ascomycota; Eurotiomycetes; Chaetothyriales; Herpotrichiellaceae
Exons: 3
Coding region: 1-528 (175 amino acids)
Source: RefSeq, a predicted model, not a curated record